AUUUGCAACGAUAGGCUAAUCUAUAAUCUGCUGCUUUCCGAUACUUUCCGAUCGAAAUGGCAGCUUAUGCAGCUCUAGUUUCUCUUACGAAUACUAUUGAUCACGUCCGAAAUCAUCCACGCCUUUCGAUUUGUCUUGACAGGAAUCAGACGGAAUCUCUCCACGAAAAGGUUGCGUUCUUGCUUGAUUUUAUAGAGACUAGUCAUUCUCAUGGAAGUAGCAAAGAAGCAGAAGAAUUGGAGAGCCGAAUUGCAUCUGCAGCUCAUGCGGCCGAAGAUGUAAUCGAGUCUCAUUUAGUUGACCAAAUUCUUGCCGGAUCAAAUGAAGGUCACGAUCAGAGAAAACAAUCGGUCCCGUUGAUCGACAUACAAGAAGAAACCGAAGAAACGAAGAAUUCUCUUAAGGGAAAGGCUGUCAAGUCGAUGUAUUCGAUAGGUCUACUGUGCGGCCUAAAGAAAGCAACUAAAAUGAUGGAUUCGAUCAAGAAAAAGGAUGUGAAGGUUGAAGAGGAAAAUUUAGUGGGACAACUUCACUCCGGUUCGAUUUCGUCGCUCGAUCUUCAGACGGUAAUACAAGACAUGGAUGUUGUCAAGGAUAAGGUUGUUACUGUUAAAGAGGAAAGGAGAGUGUUCAAAGAUAAACAGCCCACAUACGCAAUGCCUCCGGCCACUUCAUCCACACCUCCUACCAAUACGAUGAUGGGAUUUGAUGGCGAGUUGACUCGGCUUAUGGAUGCUCUCCUUGGACACAAUUCGAGUUUGCAAAUCAUCCCCAUUGUUGGCAUGGGUGGCAGUGGUAAGACUACACUUGCCAAACAUGUUUACGAAAGAUUUCGUACUUUGCUUCACUUUGAAGUUUGUGCUUGGUCUACAAUAUCUCAAAAAUUUAGUGUCGGAGAAAUUUCUUCGAAACUUCUUUUUCGCCAAAACACAUCCCCUAGUGAUACCGGCCGUGAAACAGAACAACAACUAGCACAAGAGUUGUAUCAAAGCUUAAUACGUAAGAAAUAUUUAGUUAUAUUGGAUGAUAUGUGGAGUAUCGAGGCUUGGGAGAAGAUACAGUUUUUCUUUCCAGAUAACAGCAAUGGAAGUCGAAUUAUUAUAACUACUAGGUUGUUGGACCUGGCUAGUUAUUUUGGCCCGUCGUGCCUUAAAAUGAGUUGUCUGGAUGAGGAUAGAAGCUGGAAACUAUUCUGCCAAACUGCAUUUGGACAAGAAGAAGGUUGUCCACGUGAAUUGGAGAGAAUAGGAAAGAAGAUUGUAGAAAAAUGUAAAGGACUCCCACUGUCAAUUGUCGUGAUUGGGGGGCUUCUCGGAAAGUCCCACAAGACACAAGAAUAUUGGGAGUAUUUUGCAAUAAUUAUUCGAAACUCAAUCCUGAAUUUAGAAGAUGACCCUCGGAGCUUGGACAUAUUAUCUUUGAGUUACAGCCAUUUGCCUGCCCAUUUAAAGCCAUGUUUUCUGUACAUGGGAAUUUUUCCCGAGGACCGUAAUAUUCAUGUAUCCCGGCUCAUCAAACUUUGGGUCGCUGAAGGAUUUAUCAAACCAAAUAAAACACAAGGCUUGGAGGAAGUUGCGGAGGGUUAUUUAAAGGAUCUCGUUGACAGGAAUCUGAUUGCAGUUGGUAGAUUGGGGUGGAAUGGAAAAAUUAAAACUUGUAACAUCCAUGAUCUUUUACGAGACUUAUGCUUAAUGGCAGCUCGGAAAGAGAGGUUUCUUCAUGUGAUGGAUCUUUUCGAUAUUCCAGGUGGCAUAGAUAACGAGCGUCGCAUUGUGUUUGGUGAUUUAUCUCCACAUAAUAUGUAUGGACCUCUAGACUUUCAUGGUUUGAAGCCGUCGGCGUCAGUUGCUCGCUCUUUUGUUAGCAACAGGCGUCUGCCAAUGUUGAAGUUCCGAUUGUUGAGGGUAUUCGAUGUGUUAGGUAAUAAUUCGCCUCUAGAUGAUGUUCUUGAUAAGCAAGUUAACUUGCGUUACUUCCGCAAACUGUACGGCUGGGAAUAUCGUUUCUUUCACGUGCUGCCUUCUUCAAUCUAUCUGCUGUGGAAUUUGCAAACGCUGAUCAUUAGACAAGGCGAAUCCGUUAUUGCUCCGCCUGAAAUUUGGAAGAUGCCGCAGCUUAGGCAUGUGGAUUGCGUAAACAUGUAUCUUCCGGAACCUCCUUUGAGCGACGACCAACAAGAUGGAUCUGUACUGAUGAACCUACAAACACUUCAGACAACAAUGAAUUUGACGUUGAGUGAGGAGGUUUGUAAGAGAAUCAUCAAUGUCAAGAAACUGAAGAUAACGUACGACAGAUUCGCGGCAAUGCCAUAUCGAUGCUGCCUCUACAAUCUCUGCCAGUUAGGUAAACUUGAAUCACUAAGCUGUGCGUUCGAAAGUAUGCCGAUUUUCGGUGGUUGGCUACAUUAUUGGAGUCUCACAUUCCCGAGUUCACUCAAGAAGUUGUCUCUAAAAGGUUGCUAUCUUCACUGCCAAGAUUUGAUGAUUAUUGGUUGUUGGUUACCAAAUCUUGAAGUUCUCAAUUUGAAAGAAAGGUCGAUUUUUGGACCGGCGUGGAACCUUCUUCAAGAGGGAGGGUUUCUUCGUCUCAAAUCCCUGAAAAUUUCCUGGAAUUAUUUGUUGCACUGGAAUGCAGACAGCUCCCAUUUUCCCGCCCUGGAGAAGCUUGUUCUUGAAGAUUUGGUUCUAUUGCAUGAGAUCCCUUCGAGUAUCGGAGAAAUACCAACGCUUCGAUCAAUUGAUUUGCAUCGAUGCAGCGAUUCCGCAGCUUUUUCAGCAAUGAAAAUAUUGGAGGAACAAAAGAGUUUAGGGAAUGAUGAUCUUCGAGUUCGUGUCGUAACUGUGGAUGACGAAAUGAGGUUGUUUAAGGAGAACAUAAAGAGGUGGUUUGGGAACUACUCGGACUAA
Erythranthe guttata (spotted monkey flower) is the source of this 2906-nucleotide messenger RNA. Its product is annotated as putative late blight resistance protein homolog R1A-3. Gene Ontology annotation, molecular function: ADP binding. Lineage: Eukaryota; Viridiplantae; Streptophyta; Magnoliopsida; Lamiales; Phrymaceae. Gene Ontology annotation, biological process: defense response to other organism. The record is from RefSeq and is a predicted model, not a curated record.